Molecule: messenger RNA, 1592 nt
Organism: Panicum virgatum (switchgrass)
Lineage: Eukaryota; Viridiplantae; Streptophyta; Magnoliopsida; Poales; Poaceae
Product: galactose mutarotase-like
Exons: 5
Coding region: 243-1397 (384 amino acids)
Biological process (GO): glucose metabolic process; beta-D-galactose catabolic process via UDP-galactose, Leloir pathway
Molecular function (GO): aldose 1-epimerase activity; carbohydrate binding
Source: RefSeq, a predicted model, not a curated record
GGAGGAGUGACCACUAGCCCACCAGUACAAAAUUGGCAGCAUCUCCUAUCGCUCGAUCGCAUCCCAUCUAUAUCUUUGACUGCACAUCCGUCCACCGUCUCCAUCCCGGUAGCUGUCGCCGGUCGUCGCGCGCGUCGACCCCGUCCGUCCCCGCCGUCGUCCUUUUCACGCCCCGCCGCGCCUGCACGGCCUCGCACACACCCCAUUGUAUCGGGAGGCUGCUGGUACGGUGGUAGCUAACCAUGGCUGGAGCCCCGCGCCCGCUGCUCCUAGCGCUGCUGGGCCUCGCGGUCCUCGCCGCGGCCGGCGGCGCCAAUGCCGCCGGGAGGAAGACGGUCGGCGUAUACGAGCUCAGGAAGGGCGAUUUCUCCGUCAGGGUCACCAACUGGGGCGCCACCCUCACCUCCGUCGUGCUGCCGGACUCCAAAGGGAACUUGGCUGACGUUGUCCUCGGCUACGACACCAUUGCUGAAUAUGUGAAUGGCUCUGCUUAUUUUGGAGCGCUCGUCGGACGCGUAGCCAACAGGGUUGCUGAUGCGCGAUUUGUGCUCGACGGAAAAGUCUACCAUCUGUAUGGCAACGAUGGCAAGAACGCACUCCACGGUGGCAGGAGGGGCUUCAGCAAAGUUAUAUGGACGGUGAAGGAGUACGUCGGUGGCGGCGACUCACCGUACAUCACACUGUACUACCACAGCUUCGACGGCGAAGAAGGGUUCCCCGGCGACCUGGACGUGUACGUGACGUACCGGCUGUCGGGGCCCUACGAGCUGAGCCUGCGCAUGAACGCGACGGCGCUGAGCAAGGCGACGCCGGUGAACCUGGUGAACCACGCGUACUGGAACCUGGGCGGCCACGGCAGCGGCGACGUGCUGGGCCACACGGUGCAGCUGCUCGCGUCGCGGUACACGCCCGUGGACGGCGCCCUGAUCCCGACGGGCGCGGUGGCGCCCGUGGCCGGCACGCCCUACGACCUCCGCGCCCCGACCCGCCUGGGCGCGCGCCUCCGCGAGGUCUACGGCGGCAAGGCCGGCGUGUACGGGUUCGACACCAACUUCGCCGUGGACGGGGACGCCGGCGCGCUGCGGAAGGUGGCCGUGGUCCGGGCCGGCGGCGCGUCGGGGCGGGCGCUGGAGCUGUGGGCGGACCAGCCCGGGGUGCAGUUCUACACGGGCAACUUCCUGUCUGACGUGAAGGGGAAGGGCGGCGCGGUGUACGGGCCGCACGCCGCGCUGUGCCUGGAGACGCAGGGAUUCCCGGACGCCGUGAACCACCCCAACUUCCCCUCGCAGAUCGUCAGGCCCGGGCAGGUGUACAGGCAUCUCAUGGUCUUUAAGUUUUCUGUCAGCACCCAAGAAUCAGCUGCAGUGCCUGCAGCGGAGGGCCGCCGUGUCAAGUAGCGUCCGUAUCAGAGGUGAUGAGUGGGCUCGUUAAUGGUGCCUGCGUGCACAAAUCGGGCCCGGCCCGUGUAACGGUGUGAGGGAGAACUAGUUAAAUACUGAGCGUGUGAAGGGAGAGGCAUCGAAUAAGUUGUACGAACCUUACUCCUCCAAGACAAUCUGUCCUCCGGCCGCCAUCUAUCUUGCUUCGUCCUC